AUGGACUCGUUAUUUGAAAAAAAUACAUCUUCCCGAAAAAUCAUCUACUCUCUCAUUAUUGCCUUGCUUAUUCCUAUUCAAUUUGUCUGUUCAAAGGAUCUCUAUCAACAGGUGAUCACCGAGCCCGAUCCCACUGCGCUGUGUGAUUGUGUAGCUCGAAUCCUCCGUUUCCUGCGACACAGCGACCCCUCAGUGUGCAUAAGCAAUGUAGACGAGUCAUUGGAUUACUUUGUAGCCGAAAAACGCACGACCUAUCGCAUCGCAGUGCAAAAUACGCGCAAUGGUCGUCUCGUCGGAGAAUUGGAUGCGCCGUCGAGGGCAAGACUAUUAGAAAAUCUCAUCGAGUCGGUUUAUGACGAGCAACCGGAUUUCACUUUUGCCUCCUCUGCUGGAUUUACUAGCACCGCUGCACCCGGCCGGUCUGGCCAUAGACCAGAAGAUGCCGCCAAGCCUGGAUUUAGCGAUCAACCCAAUGACUCUGAAGACAUACUGCCAGAAGACGUGAACGUGCUUAUAAAAGCUGGACAGGACGCCAAUGGAUGCAGUUACUACUACAUGGAUGGUAUGACUUCCAUAGUUUCCUUUUAA
Dibothriocephalus latus is the source of this 588-nucleotide messenger RNA. The record is from the annotation of a GenBank genome assembly. NCBI's taxonomy places the organism in Eukaryota, Metazoa, Platyhelminthes, Cestoda, Diphyllobothriidea, Diphyllobothriidae.